Caenorhabditis auriculariae is the source of this 14087-nucleotide messenger RNA. Lineage: Eukaryota; Metazoa; Nematoda; Chromadorea; Rhabditida; Rhabditidae. The record is from the annotation of a GenBank genome assembly.
AUGGCCUCUGGCAAAGAGCCGACACAGACUUCCCGAGGAAGUGUAGGAAUGGCGAGUGUUGCCGAGACAGACACGAGAGAGAGUUUUGUUGUGUUGGGUGGGGUGCUGGAAAAGCAACGCGCGCUCCGCGCACACGCCACGGAGCUCAUGAGAGAGUAUUGCCGGAGGCGGAGAGCCGUCAGAGAUCGAUAGGGGCGGUCGCGGUGGAAAAAGAGGACGCAAGACUGCUGUGAAGCCGCAAGGAGACAGAGCAGCGUCGGCACCAGCAGAAUCAUCAACAGCAUCAAGAGCAGCGUCGGCAGCGGCGGCGGCGGAGGCGGCGGCACGACUAGAAGAGCCCAGAGCCUGUCCAAGGCGAUGCGAUGGUGCUGCGGUGGGUCCGAGGGACCACCGACAACGCCUUUGCUUCCGUCGACGACCAUCAACGCCGCUGCGGCGGCAACGUCCCACGCCUACGACCAGUUCGGUCCCAUGAGCAUCAAACUCUAUAAAUCUGUUAGUUUAUUUCUUAUUUUUCAUGUUUUUUUUUUUGUUUGCUUUGAAGUAUAUUGAUGAGUUUUUAAACGGACAAGGGAGUAUAACAGUAAAGGUCUCUCUAUAGUUCUUUAACCGCUAGAUUGAGAUUUUUAGAGAAAAUUGUAAGAAAAAUAAAUUCUGACCUAAGGUUUUGUUAAACAGAGUGGAAUAAUGAAAUUUUUUUUUUAAAUCUUGCAAGUUUUUUUUCUCCAUUUAGUGAUUAAUUUAAGUUUCUACUCAAUCAAGUUUUGAGUCCGAAAUUGGAUAGUCAGGGAAAUUCCUUAAGUUCUAGUUUGUUUAUGGAUACUGAUAGUAAACUUUCAUUUUCAAUUUUCCCAUUCUUCGUUGUUGAAGUUUCUUUAUGGAAUAUUGAGUCCGCCGAGUAAGUGGACAUUCCCCCAGGGAGUUGUUUUCGAGUAACUUUUUGAAUGUGAGUUUCGCUAGUUCAUCAGGAUUUGUGUGCACUCUGAUACUGUAGUUUAGGUUUUGAAAGAUCUGAUGCAGAAAUACUGGAAGAAGUAGCUUGAAAAGAUGAAUUUCAAUUGAUGAACAAUUUUCAUUUGGAAAGUUUUAUGUGAAUAGCUUCAUAAUUUUCUUUAGAAGGAGCAUAUUCUUUUCUAAAAAGAAUCAAAAUCUUCUUUUUUCAUAGAAAAUUGCUUUAUCUUCAUAAGCAUUCACGGCUGGCUUGAGAAGUAAGAGUAACAAUGCGCGAAAAAAGGUUUAGACGGUUCUGUAAUAUUUUUGCUAAACUAGUAUUGGAUGGAGUAAAAAUAAGCUUCUAAUGAGUGUGUAUGAGUGGACGUUAGAAUUCGCAAUUUUCAUCCUCGCUUGCUCAAGGGAGGUUAUUUCGGCCUCUUUCAUUUGAUGAGCCGCUUCUCCUUUUAAGUCCUUGAUUAAGCGAAAAUUCCAAUGUUGAAUAGUGGUCAACAAAGAACGAGAGCUGUUCUUGUGGGUCGACCAAUGGAAGCGAAGGAAAGCCCCAUCCUUAACGACUACCCGUGCAUUUCGCAUCCAACAAGGAGAAAAAGCAGAAAAAAAACAUUUCAUUCAUUCAAUGGGGUUUUUUCGCAGUUCUUUCGCGGGAUUUAUCGCGUGUUAAAUGCCGAGCUCUGGGGCGCCUCCGCUUUUCUUUUUUGUCCACUAUUCAACGAAGCUAAUUGUGACGAAUUGCGCGUUUCAACAACAAUCGAUCAUAGGAGCCGUCGUCGUAGUGCAAAACGAGGACGACAAUCCGUUGCUUGAGCGGUGCCAAUUAUUUCGUCUUUUUCGCCCUUUUGCCAAUCUUUCAAGAUGCAAAACGAUUCUUAUCGUAUCGUGGAGAAGAAAUAAUGGAGGGUACUUCAAAAUCUUAGAAAUGCAAAAUGUUUUUUUUUUCAGUUGAGGCGAUCAGGAAAGCCUUUAAAUAAUUUCAAAUCCCAAUAGAUCCAAGGAACUGUUAAACUACUUUUUUUCUCAGGAAUAAUAAUUAUCAUGCAUUUUGGCUUUGAAAAUCAAUUCUCAGAUAUUUAUAGAGGCUGGGAAAGCUUGAAAAGCACCUGUUGGUGGAACUAAAUUGGCCUUGUAACCACAUAAAUAAACUGGAACUUUCACAAAGGCCGGAAUGUCAUUCAGAAAACCUGUCAGCUUUUUUUUGGGUUAUAAUCAGUUGACAACAGCAUUGUGCAGGGCUUGGAAGUCGAGAUUAGUUUUGAAAAUAUUACCUUUUUCGCCGGAGAGUUUUGUCUAUGCUCUUCAAGCAUGUUGGGAAACGAAUGGAAUUAGGAAAAAUUGUAGAAAUAAGAAGUUCUAGGAAGAAUAGAACAUUUUUUGUUAAUCUGGAAUAUUUCUAACGCUUCAACCCUCUCAAUCCUUUUAUCAUAGAAAAUGUUGGAGAUUUGCUAGAAAGAAACUUGUUUUAAAAAGCUUUUCUGUUUUUCUUCUGAAAAUUGCUUUUUGCCGAUCAGCAAAAAAAAUUUACAGGUGCUUUUUUUUGGAGGAAUCAUCUACUAUUUAUGAUUUCCUUGUUACUUUUUCUCCGUUUCCUUAGCUUUUCCACUUCAAUCAAAGGUUUUGCAGGCUUUACUCGUGACGGAAGGCGUCAGCGAGGGUCCUCUGACCGAGUCUUUGAGAGCCGCCGGAUGGACCACCGUUGUUUGUACGGCUUCUCAGGUACCCUUCCCUCCAUUUUUUUUUCUUUUCACCCAUUUUUCCUUUAAGAAUUGAUCUCAAUCAUGCGCUUUUGUCAAUUUUUUUCAACAAAAGAGACGUUAGUCCCGUAUUUUUGAAAGGAAUCGUGUAUUCAAGCCUUUCUGACAGUCUUUGAUAAACUGAAUACACGUCAAAAAUCUUCCUGAACGAGAAAUAAAAAAAUUUCGAGGGGUUACUGAGAAGCAAUUAGAGCGAAAACGUGUCAAAUGGCGAGUCUUUCUUUUCUCAUUAGGUCUGAUUUUUUUUUCUCCAGAAUUUUUUUUGUGUUCGAGAACAAGAAGGUAGUUAUGAAGUUUUUUAAGUUUGGAAAACAUUCAACUUGAUUUUUUGUUCCAAAAGUUGCUGAUUAUAUUUGAAGCUGAGAUUUUUUGAGUAUCAUAUAAAAAGCACUUGAAUAAAUAUUACUUUCAAAUAUAUUUUUUUAAUUAAUUUGUACAUGCUUCUUUGAACAUUCUCCCGAAGGUUUUAGAAUAGAAUAUAAUUCUUUUUUCAAAAAAAUCAGGGUUCUUUUUUCAGAGCAGCUAUCUUUGAAGUUUGUUGGAACUGAAUUGAAAAAUUUUUUUCUUGGACAGGAAAAAAACUUCUUCAAUAUUUUUUUAUAUCUAAAAAAACAAAAACCCCUUGUCGCUCGCUUAUAUAUAAUUACGAUAGAAUAGUGUUUUCCCCUUUUCGAACGAAAAACUCUUUGGAAUCACUCACGAACAUCACCACUUCUGUUGAUACUGACUAAAGGUUUUCUGAAAAAUGAAAAGAAUUCAUCAAUUCCGUCCAAUCAUCAUUUAUUAUUCUUUGAUAUAUCACCAUCAUCACGCUUUCAUUUGGGAAAUUCUCCCUGUGUGUAAAUAAAAACUUUCAUUUCAUUUUUCUCAUGAAAAACAGGAAAAAAAUAUUCAGUUUUUCAAUAUUUUUGGUGCGAAAAACGAAGAGGAGAAACUUUUUUUGAGAUGAAAAUGAAUGUAAUUGAGACACAUAAAAAGGUAGGUCAUUUCAGUGGGAACUUUGGAAUCUUCUUUAUUCAUAUAGAUAGAUCUUUUAAAAGCUUUUGGGAAAAGUUGUAAGAAAUUCCAUGCUUCACACUAAAACCACUUCCCUUGUUAGGUAUGCACUUUUAUACAUUCAAGCUCCAAUAAUCUCCAUUUUUUUCGACUGGAAUUAUUAUUUUCUAGAGGAGUUCAUCACUUCAAACACGCAAAACAAAAAUUUAUUUUUAUUUUGAAGCUCACUUUUCAGGCCGAGGCGAUGUUCGAGGAGCUUUGGCCGACUUUGGUGCUCUUCGACCUGCGGAUCGCCGACGUUUGUCACGUUGCCAAGUUUGUUUUGCCUCUGAUUCAGCCUUCCAUCAUCAUCAUCGCGGAUUCUUUACGAUUACGUGUAUACAUACGUUCUGUGCGUGUGAAUGUUUCGUUUUGUUUUGGCCCCAACGUUUACCGCAAAGUUUUGGCGCCUGAAACAAAACAAUGGUACACUUUGGUGGGAAACGAAUGCAGUUUUUUUCCUUUCUUUUUGUUGAAUAGAAAAUUAUGGGAAUACAACACGCGCAGCAGGAAAUUCAUUCGAAAAAAAUUGAAACAGCUUGUCUGAUAAGUCGAAAAAUCAUUAAGUUUCAAAUAAGGGUCUUGAAACGAUCUCCACAAAAAAUAGAUCUUUGCAACGGACUCUUUUUUAAAUGCAAGGUAACAGCUAUUUGGGAGAGAAUUCCUGGUUUUUUUUAAAUAUUUUGAAUCGCCGUUCGAAAAAUCAUGUUUUAGACUUGGUUCAAAGGGGCAUUGUAAUUCAUCUGAAAUAAUCUCUGCACGAAAAGCCUGUCUCAGUAAUAGGCAAAGAGAAGAAUUGCUGUUAGCAAAACUAACGCUUGAAAAAUGGAAAACGUCGAAAAAAAAAAGCCGCCGCCUACAUGUGCUCUAAUGAUAAUCAAGAAGAUUUUUUUAAUCGGAACGGAAUUAUUCUUAUAUACAGUUUAUUUAUUUUAUUUAAAUGUAGUCUUGAAUCUUUUUGAGAGCUCAUAAUUUCUGUUCUUUUACGGCCGUCUUUCUCAGCUUUCCUAUUCUUGUGUUUUCCAAAGAUUUUCUCAUUUUCACUCCCAAGGAUCGGUGGUAUGAAAAAACCACCAGCGAAAAUUCCAACGGCGACUUUUCCGAUUUUUUCAUAUCGCCAGGGAACUUUCCGACGGCCACCUUUCCGACGAAUCUUUUUUUCCGACUUUUUUUCCCUUAAGUUUUUUUCGGUUUAUAAAACAUCUAUUUACAUUUUUCUAUUUCUUUGUGUUUUAAUCAUGAACCAACUACCUACUUUGUAUAGGAAGAUUUAAAACAAAGUUUUAUCGAGAAAAAAAAAGUCGGAAAAAGAUUCGUCGGAAAGAUGGCCGUCGGAAAGUUCCCUAGCGAUAUGAAAAAAUCGGAAAAGUCGCCGUUUGAAUUUUCGCUGGUGUUUUUUUCAUACCACCCAAGGAUCAGAAUAUAAUAAGGUCUAGUAAGCCUAAACAUCGAGGAUUUGUUGAGCCGCUGAAAACUACGGAAAUAAAGUUUUUACUUCAAUUUUGAAGCUCAGUAAGCGUCUCGACGCGUAGGCUAUGCUUGAGAUUGUUUUGCCGGCGUGUUUUUCCGUGAAAAGAAAAAAAAAUUCAAAAUCUAAAUCCAAUUUUUCUUUUUGGUCAUUCUUAUUCAGCUGGCGCAAAAAUUUUUCAAUUUUUCUAAUUUGCAGUUUUUUUCUCGUUUCGUUCUUUAUCUUUAAACAGAAAUUUUUUUCUUUGCGCGGCUGAAGCUGGAAAAAAAUUGAAUUACGGGUCAAUUUUUGCUCAAAUUGUAGGGUACGCCGCGUCGUACGAGACUUGUUGAUAAGAUAUCUAUAAGGCAAUUAUCGGAGGGGCCCGUCUCUCUUGUGUACAUUGCUUGCGUAGGCUUUGUCGAAUUACUAAGCUCGUCGGAAAUGGAAAAUGAUUAUAGAUGUCCAUGGUGUGGAAAAGAGGAGGAAGUUGGCGAAAAUUGAAAGGUUUUUGGCUGCAAAUUAACUGAGAAAACGUGUCGCAAAGAACAGAAUGACUGGAAAUGAAUGAUGUGGGCUGAAAUAACAGAAUAUAGGCGCUCUAUGGCUUUUGACAAAACCUUUUUUGAUGACAAGAGUGCAAAGUCUCGCUCAAGAAAGAAGAAGUGAAUUUUGAAGAAGCUUUAUAAAGUUGGGAGAUAGGGCGGAAAAUGAGAGAAUUCCACACGUUUAUGUUAAAAAAAGACUGUACUGAAAAUCGUGAUGAUGAUGAUAAUGUAUCAAAGAAUGAUAAAGAUAAAAUAUCUUUUCUCAGAGCUCUUUCGUCAAUAUCAAGAGAAGAGGUGUUGUUCGUAGGAGUUUCCGAAAGGUUUGUCGUUCGAGAAAAAUCAUUAUUUUGUUGCGAUUUGCAGAGAAGUUAGUGAGAAACGACGGAGGUCGAUCUCACAGUCCAACAUUCUUCAUGUAAGUUUGUCAAGAAAUAUAAAAAUUCAACAGUUUUUGUUUCAUUGGUUGGUUCAGAAAGAACAUUAAAAAGUUCACACAAGUUUGAAAAUUGAUUUCUUUAGAUAAAGUGUUUUUUUUUUUCAGAUGAUUCUGUAUUAAUGUUCAUAUUUUUAUGAACUAACCGAGUAAGGCGGUUCAUAUUUUUGUCAAAAAGGGAAUAAUCUGAUAUCAACUCUCGGACAUUGGUAACGCGAAACGGACCUGCUCCGGACGUUCCUGGACAUUUCUAGAGAUCAUUUAAGAGCGCUGACGCUACUAAAGUGGUCACUCGGAAUGCCCCGAAACUUCCGAUUCGCGUCUGUUUCGCGUUUCGAAGGUCCGAGCUGUUUCUUCGACUUUCUAAAUUUCUGUUUCUGCUUUUUCCAAAAAAUGAAAUUGUCAUAUUCGACUUUUAGGUCGUUCAAUGGAGCACCAGAGAAACGGGUCUCUUCGAUUUUCUCGCGAAAAUGUCGAAUCGACUCCGAGUUUUGCCUGCUCUAUUCACUGCCCUCGAUGAGGUAUUCUUUUUGCAGCUUUCUGAUAAUUUCCUCUAUUUCAAAAAAAUAAGUUUCUUUUUUUCAUUUAUUUCAUGGUUAUUUUUAUAAUAUAAUUUUGAUAGGAUUCUGGGAAUUCAGGCGUGAAAGCCUCCUUGGUUGGAAAAAUAAAAUUUUUUUAUUGCUGAAAUGGGUAAGUAUAGGUAUGAGAAAGAGCGGGAUUUUCAAACUUAGAUAAAAAAGGUGAUGAUUGUAGCAAUCGAAGCUUAAUAAUCCGCUUUUUAGAUCUAAUUUCGUAUCUUGUUUUUUACUUCCUGGAAACCUGUUCAUAGAACAGCGGGGGCAAGGAUACAAAUUCAAAUUAUGUAUUUCAACCCCUGUAUUUUCGGAUGAUUGUCACAAAUUUGCUUCGUUCUUCAUAACUUGUUUCGUUGAACAAGCGAGAAACUCAUUCUGAGCGUUCAAUAAAGUUUGAAGUGUCUGAUUUCAAAACAAUCGACCCAAAUUCGAUAGGGCACAUAGAAGAUACCAUAAAUAUGCGUGAAAGUAGAGACGGAAAUAUCGAGUUUGGUCAGGAAAUGGACUUUGGUAAUCUUAAUGUUGUUUAGGAAUCCCCUUAAAAAGUAUAUCUGAAUUGGACGGAAAACUGAACUUCUUUUCUUUGUAGCGUAAGCCUUUUUGAGCUUUCCAUUGUUAAAAUUUAAGAUCCUUUAUGUUGUUGUUGAAUUAGUCAAGUUGUCAGAUUUCGAAUAGUUUACCAACAACCGAUUGUUUUCUUCCAAGUUUUCUUUCUACUGGAAAAUAUACUGGCGAUCCCCAACAUUUGCAGGCCGACCAAGCCGUCGAAGUGUGCGACGAAUCCAAGUUGGUCCAAUACGUCAACCGCGCCUACGAGGCCGUCACUGGCUGCAUCCGAACGGAAGUCAUUGGUAAUUUUCACUCUUUUCCUUUUCCAACAGCUUUUUUAAUAUUCGAGGAUGCGCGUUCAAAAAAAACCGCCUUUGACAGAGAUUUUUUUUUUUCGAUUUUUUUCUCCCGUUUUCUUCAUAUUUAUUAAAUUUUAAACUUGCAUACAGGUAUUAUUCUCAUUCAUCUUGUUUAUUUUUUUGCGAAAAAAAUAAAACUUUCACGUUAUGUUUUUUUCUUAUCGAUCAAAAAUCUUCUUCUGUAGCAGAAAUUCCACAGUUUUUUUAUCAUUAUAUUUAAUGAUGUGGAAGUUGAACAUGGUGAAAUUUUUUUAGUGGGAGUCAAUUUUUUGCAUUCUUCAAGAAAGUUUAAUAGUUCAGUUUAAUUUUUUUGUGCUAACAUAAUCUUUUAGGCCAACCAGAGUCUGAAAUGCGACGGAAAUCUUUGCCGCGAGCUCGUGAAGAAAGUUACGAACGUCGAAGAAGCACCGAUUGGAGGUGCAUCCGGGUCCCGACGCAUUCCGUCAAGUAAUUCCUUCCCUUUCAGAUCAAAUCGACGUAAUUUAUUCGAGAGAAAACCAUCAGAAAGCAUUGAAAAACUCAUUUUUUGUGAUCUGGAGCUCUUCGCUCUGAUGAAGAAAGAAAAAAAAAAAAUGAUUGAGCGUUUUCUUCGAAAAAGCUUUGUUUCUAAUUGAAGGAAAGAAUCUUUAUACACUUCACUGACUUAAAUCCGAGAAUUUUCACAAAAAUUGGUUCAUAUUUCCUAAAUUAAAAAAAGGACAGUUAACCAUAACCCGUUCGACGCAACAUGAUUCUUUUGGAGUGUCUGCGUCUCUCUGUUCCCUCAACGGCGAGGUUAGAGAAACCUGAGAAUAGCGCGGUAUCAUGGGAGCGUUGCCGAUAGACGAUGAGGGCGCAGAGAAGUCCCGCCCUUUUGAGUCGCGAAAUGCGGAGUAAACACAUUUUGAUGAGGAGAUUGCUGUUUAUAAGUUUUAUUUCGCAUCUUUCUCCUUUCCUUUUCAUUUCCUUUUUGGGAUAAAUAUUUUGAUGACUUUCUGUGAUGCCCAUGUUAAUGAAGAGAUGAACAAUACAUUUAUGAAUUUUCAGUAAACAAUACGUGUAUCUCAAACGGCCGAAUACUGGAAGCGAUGGUUGGUUUUUUGAAAUCUUGUUCAGUAGCUCCAAUCUUGUCAUUUUCAGCUGCAAUUUUUCGUGAUGUGUCGCUGAAAAGCUUGAAGUCGCAGGCGGGAAUCGUGGAGGCGCCCAUUUCCGAAGUUUUGUCUCUUUUGCGCGACGCGGCCGCUCGCGUCGACGGAGAACCGGCGCAGCUCGUCCGCGACGCUGUCAGGGUACUUUUCUUCCGUUAUUUUCUUGAAUCACCCCUUUUUUGUUUAUCUACAAGUUUCAAGUUCGAAAAUAUCUGCGCUUCAUUGACGAAAAUUUUAUUGUUUUAACUCAUUAUUCUCAUUUAUUUUCCUUUCUAAAUUUCUCAGGAAAGAUUUUCCGUUAUGAAAAUCAGAAUUUUGUUUAUCCAAUCAGCGACUAUAUUUCUUUUUUUUACGAAUCAACCUUUUUUCAACUUAUGAGUUUUUUCUGGUUAUUAUAUUAUGUGCCUCAAAAAGACGUUUCUCCGAAUGAAAAGAUACAUUUGUUAGGUUCUGUCAUCGCACGAGCUGUACGCGCCGUCGAUAACGCGGUUCCGCGACUCGGACCGCAUCGCGACGCAGUACUACGACGGCCUCAUCCGACUGCACCAUCCGGCGCGACAACGCAAGAAAAGCGUCGUCGACGCGUAUCGCGAGAAACGAGGUGCUUACGUUGUGUGUGUGUGGAUAUGUGCCCAACAUUGUUCUCAACCCAACCCGACACCCAACUCGAAUUUUUUAGAAUCUUCAGGGUCUCAUGGGGAACGGCGGCGAGUGUCGGCCGACGUGAAAAACGCCCUCGAGAAUGACAAUUGCUGGAGUUUUGACGUGUUGCUCCUCGAGAAAGUAUCCGAAUAUCACGCCUUGAGCCAGCUCGGCAUGAAGGUGCUCUUAAUUGUUUAUUUUGUUAAAGAGGAGAAAAAAAAAUGGAAAAUUGAAGAAAAGAAGUUAUUUAAGUCUAAAAAAAGGCACAACAGUUUAUUCACUGUCAAAUAAGAAAAAAAAAAAAAGACGUGGGAAUAUAUUUUUCUGAAUAUGGUUCCCAUAAUCGUUUAAAGAUCCAUGGAAAAAAAUUUUUCUAAAGGCAGCGGUGAAGAAAUCAUUUGAAGCUUGUUCGAUUAAAAUUCAUGGAAAAUCGCUGAAAGAUUUUUUUAUAAAAAAACAGCAAAAAAAACAUAUUUUUAUAGUCAAAAUAAGUCGAUAGUUUGCCCUAAGAACUAAAAAUCCGAACAGGAAUGCUUAAAAACUAAGCCGACUUUUUUCGACUUACUUACUAAAAAAAACCAAUCAUAAAGGCGGCAAAUUUGUAUAGUUAAAGACAUAAAUUUGAUCAUUUUUUGGGAAAUAUGAAGUUUUGCAGGUGUAUGAAAGGUGGAAAGUGAACGACGUGCUCGGGGCCAACAUCGAAACGCUCAACAGAUGGCUUAUGACUAUCGAGGCUCAUUAUCAUGCGGGUAACACAUAUCACAAUGCAACUCACGCCGCCGACGUCCUACAGGUUCCGCUUUUUUCGCUUUCUCAACAAGAUCUAGGCCAAAGUCAAGUUAUCAAUCAAAUCAAAUGAUUUCAUUCCACAACAAAAGAAAAUUACUGCAUGUAAGGCAAUGCAGAUUAUUAGAUAACUGAAUUUUUAAACUUGAUGAAAUUUUUUCCCUUCUGUUUUUGUAAGAGUUUUGUCUCCCGAGUGUGCCAGAUAUUGAAAAUUCCUCAGAAAGCAAAUAAUAACGUUUUUUGAGUUUACUGUACAUAAUCUACAACAGAGAUUAUAUGGGCACAAAAAUAUCCACGAAAACAUAGGGUUUCAAGCGUUCGAGGUACAAUUUCAGCACAGAAGGAAGGUUUUCAGGCGACGUCGUUCUUCUUGGACUCGCCUUCUGUAGCGGCGCACGUCAACGAAAGCCACGCGGUCGCCGCUAUUCUUGCCGCCACCGUCCACGACUUGGAUCAUCCUGGUACUUUUUUCUUGUCAUCUGAAUGUUUUUGUUUUCCAAAAAAGAGUCAGUUUGACAACAUUCUUUGAUAAAAUUGCACCGGAAAACUACAAAGGGAAAAUUCAAGCUUUGAAAAAUUUCGCUUAACGUCUAAAGUUGGUAGAAAUCCACCUUAUUUCCAAUUUCGAAAUGAACCUUUCUGAUCUUUCCUGAGAAGCAAAUAUUCACGGCUGAACUACGAAAAACACAAAUCUCAAUUUUCUUCAAAGUAUCUGUUAAAUGAGCUUUUCAAUGGUUCUAAGUUUUACUCAUCGGUAUUUCAAAGGCCUUGGAAAUAGCGUUUUUUUUUUUUUUGAACGAUUGAAGCUGAUGUUGGUGUUUCAGGCCGGGGGAACGCCUUCCUGAUCAACACGCGACAGUCGCUGGCGGUCCUCUACAACGACCAUUCCGUCCUGGAAAACCACCACAUCGCCCUCGCCUUCCAACUCACUUUCCAACCCUCUGCCGAUGUUCGACAAAAACUUCUCCUUGAUGACUAUUUCUCGGUUUCUUCUAGGUGAACAUCUUCUCCAACAUGAACCGCGAAGAGUUCAUCUCCAUGCGACACGCCAUGAUCGAAAUGGUCCUGGCGACGGACAUCAGCCGGCAUUUCGAAUACCUCGCCAAGUUCAAUAAGGUUCGCGAAGAGACCUUGAAAAGAGUAAUCGAAGAAAAAUUUCAUGGAAUAAAGAACUAUCAUUGAAGGGAGGUCAUCAUCAUCAGUGAAAGGGUUUCGUUUACCUCGUAAACCAGUUUUUUUUUUGUGUAUUUAGUCGGAAGUUCCAUAAGAAUUGGAUAUUUUAAUUAAACCUUUGAAGUUCAAAAAUUUAUCCACAUUUCAAAUUUAACAAAAGUGAACUUCUAAAACAAAUCAAGAGGAAACUACUUUUUGCUGUGGUCAAGUCCGAAUAGAAGAAGUGAUUUUUCUGUGAUGUUAGAUUUGAAAAAAAUGUCGUUUUUGGUUAUCUUUUCAACUGGAAAUUUUCCAUUUUAUAAAGGUUUGUGAAUUCAUUUCACUGUUCCAAACUUUUCAACCCAGUAUUCAAGAGGCUUCAAUCGGGUUCAUUUUUUCUCCGAUUCCGAGAUUUUUGACCAGGCUAAUCUGUUUUUCUGUUUUCGUUUUUUUUUUUCGCUUUGUAGGAUAAAACGUGAUAUAACUGAGGAUUAGAGGUACAAUUCCGAGGGAAAGUCAUGAGAAAAAAGUGUUGCGUAAUGGCGUGAGUCUUAAAUGACCACGGGAUUCUUAAUCCGAUCUUCAGUCCAAGCUAUCUUUUCUCAUCAGAGAAAAUGGCUAGAAAAUCUUAUUUUUUUGCGAUUAUGAGGGAUAGAACUCUGUUUCCGGAAAAGCCUAAAAUUUCAAAGGUUUUUAUGAAUUUCCCGUGACUUUGUAAACCAAAUUUUGCAAUAGUUUCGGAGAUCUUUGAGAUAACUCUUUGAGAAGCCGCAUAUUUCUUCUUCUUCCUUUUUUACGGAUAAUGAAAAUUUACGGACGUGCGUCAUUCACACGUUUGUGUUUGAAAACAUUAUAAGUGCGGGGAUGAAGAUUUGUGGUGAGAGGAUGAUAAUGCGAGGUGUAUCAAAUCUUGAAAUGUCGAAAAAAGGAUGGUUGGGGGGUUCGAAGGAUUUAUUGAGAUAUAUUCCUGAAACAAAUUUGGAAAGAUGGAGUCGGUGUUUUUUCGUGUUUCGAGAAAAAAGAGAUGCUAUGAAUCAAGAAAAAAGAUUGGCUUUGAAACUCUCUAAAAAUAAGUUCAGGAAUAAUUCUGAACUUCGAACACUCUAACGCUACUAGAAAAAAAGAAUGUUUGGCUUAUUGGGGCGUUUAAAUUUGGCGGAAAAAAAGACGUCAAAAUCUAAAAACUAAAAAUGAAACCUAUAUGAACUCCCUGCUAUAGAAAAAAAGAAACAAAAUAAAAGUUGUAGAUGAACGUGGUGGACGUGAUGGAAGAGGAAAGGGAGACGAACUCGCUCACGAUCUGCGACAUGCUCGUCAAGUGCGCCGACAUCUCGAAUCCGACGCGAGAGUGGUCUCUUUGCCAACGAUGGGGCUUCCGGAUCGUCGAAGAGUAUUUCGAACAGGUUCAUCGUCCCGAAAUGUCUCACGAGGAGACUCAUUUCACUGUGUGGUUGGGAAUUCCUGAAGAUUUGGUCUGAGCACUCCUAGAUGUACCGAAAGAAGGUUUUGAAAGUUUCAAACUGUUUUCUUUGACUUUGAAGCGUUCUUUUUUUCAAACUGGGAAGCUGUGCAGGUUGAGACUUCGGAAUCUUCUUCCGAUACAUCAGGAAGUGCUCUGACCAACUUUCAGGAAAAGGUCAACUUCAAAGUGAAAUGAUCUCAAAUUUUCAGAAAGCUCAUGGAAAAACGCGUCUCUAGAUAUGUUUUAUAAGUGCUCUAGGAAAGAAGAUUUGUUAUUCUGAAAGAAGAGUUUCAGAUACUUGAAACACAGCACUUCUUGUCUUUUCCUAAGUUUGUUUUAUGAGAGUUUUUUGAUUUUUAAAAUAAGCUUUGAAAAGCGGCUUUGUGACUAAAUUGAUCAGAAAGUUACUUUUCGGCAACAGAUCUAUUCAUUAAUAGUACUAAUUUGUUUCUUGGCUUGAUGCAUUUCUGAGCUUGCCCAUUCAGACUCGGGAGGAGCGGGAAAAAGGCUUGCCGAUCACGAUGGAAGUUUUCGACAGGAACACCUGCAAUGUGCCUAUCACCCAAUGCGGAUUCAUUGGUUUUCUAUUUUUCUUUUACAAAAGUUCCACCAGAGCUAGGGGUUGUUUUUUUGAGGAAAUUUUAAGUUCACUUGUUUUUUUCAUUUAAAUCUUGAACUUCGAUAUUUCUCAAUUAUGUCCAAAAGGAGAUGGAAAGAAAAUUAUAUCCAAAGUUCUGUGUUAGCUUCUCAAAAUAAAAAAAAAAAUUUUCUUCAGCAAGUCUUUUUUCGAUUUUCUAUGGGAUUCCCCCAAAAAUGUUUGCAAUUGUUUCAUGCCAUUUGGUGUGUUCAUAUUUUAAAAGUCAAGUGUAAUGACUUCAUUCGAAAACGCUCUGUGGAUGACUCGCUCUCUAAUUGGUUUAUCGCGCCAUUAGGGGCGGAGCUUGAGCGACCGCUUCACAUUCAAAAACAGGACAGGCUAUAUUGCAUUUUUUUAAAUUUUUGAAGAAAAUAAUUUUUUUAAUGAAAAUCUGGUUUGGAACCUCAAAUGCCCUUUCAAUCAUUUUUCAUCGAAAAUUUUUGUUAUUAAGGUUUUUUUAUAAUUUCAGACAUGUUCGCUCGGGAAGCUUUUUGCACACUUCACGGAGUUUGCGCAGCUGCCGGAGCUGAACAAGCAGCUGGAGGCGAACUACGACCGCUGGAAGGUCCAGACGAGCUCCUGGACCCCCGCCCACAACGUCAAUCUCCCCCUUUAGAAGUUUACGGUCCGUAA